Molecule: messenger RNA, 4161 nt
Organism: Punica granatum (pomegranate)
Lineage: Eukaryota; Viridiplantae; Streptophyta; Magnoliopsida; Myrtales; Lythraceae
Source: RefSeq, a predicted model, not a curated record
UGACAGGUCCUGGCGGUUCAUCAGUUCCAUCCCCAGCUCCUCCCCCUCCCAAGAUACUCCUAGCCAAGCCUGGCCUUGUCACCGGUGGCCAUUUCGUCCCUGACUUUCACACGUUGCAUCAAUUUCGUCCCCGGCUUAUUUUUUACAUCAAUUUCGUCCCCGACUUUGCACGAUUACAUCAAAUUAGUCCCUGACUUUACACGAUUACAUCAAUUUAGUCCCUGUCAUUUGCAGCACAAGUCCCCAAUUUUUGGCGUUACAUCAGAUCGAUCCCCGAUUACAUCAAUAUAGUCCGAGUGGCUGAGGGAUAGACAGCAUCACCGUUCCGUUAAUUUCUUGAGGGACUGAAUUGAUGUAACGCGUGGGCAAAUUGAUGUAACAUAGAAAUUAAAUGAUGUUCGUUACGUCACUUACAUCCUUAAUGUUGAUUACAUCGUCAUUCCCUUUCCCUUUUCCCGCCCGUUCGAAGACGUUUCAUCUUCUUCCUCUGCUCUCUCUCUCUCUCUCUCUCUAUCUGUCUCUCUCUCUCUCUGUGCCUUGUCUUUCUUCAAGUGCGAAGCGCAUCAUCUCCAAGUUCCAGUGAGGUGAUCAUCAAGAGAAGGCUCAAACGAGCACUAUGGAAAACGAUAACCAUAAGUUUGUCUGUAUACCCAGGUAACUUUCGCAGUCUGUAUUUUUCGGUGAAAUGUGGGUUUUAAAAUGAGUAGAUUUUUUAGAGGUUUUGAUCAUCAUCAUCAUGUUUUGACAUUGCUGGGUAUGUGCAUUUUCAUAAAGAUGAUAUUUUAGUGGGUCGAUCAUGUUGUAAUGUGGUGAUAUUUCCAUGUCUUGGUGUAUGUGGUGUUUGUACAUGUUAAAAAUGAUUUCUUUGUAUAAUGGCUUUUUGAAAACACAAGAAAAUCUUUGUUUUUUUUUUUUUUUACAGUUUGCACAUGAGGAAAACAGUCGAUGUUUAUCUGUAUCAUGGAGGGAAGUUUGUUGGGGAACCCAAGUUGGGUUAUGAGGGUGGUGAUGUAGACAUCAUAAGAAAUGUAGAUAUAGAUACAAUCACAGUAGUUGGGGUCUGUGAUUUCCUGUCUGAUGUCUAUAGAACUGCACCUACUAGCUGCCAUUAUAGGGAUCCUACAUUUAAGACAAUUGAUUUGGCCAUAAACAAUUUCAAGUCUGACCUUGAUGCUAGAUACUUGAUCAGUGUCUUGCAAGAUCAGACUGAACUCCACUUGUACUAUGAGCAUAUCCAAGUGGAUAAUCCUUUAGAACUCAAUGAAGAGGAGAUUAGAGAAUUGGAGAGGGUUGAGGCUGAGAGAAGGGAGCAAGAAGCUGCAUGGAAGAGAAAGCAAGAAAAGAUUGAAAGGAUGAAAUAAGAAGCUACAGAGAAGAGGAGAUAGGAAGAGGAGAUGGAAAGGAUGGGGCCUGAAGUAAGGGACUGGGAUGAGGAAGAUGAUGAUAUGGAGUUUGAGGAGAUGCAAUGUGCCAAUGCUACUGUAGAAGCAAGCAAAGUAAUAACUAUGAAGAAGGGUAAGGAGAAAGUCCAAGAGGUCUCAAAACACAAGAGGUCAAGUUACAAAAGUAAGGACAUGUUUAAGAUGAUAAUACAAACAGAUGUUACAGCUGAUCAUGAUUAUACAACACCUGCAUCUCCUGCAAGUCCACUAGCAAGUGUAGCUAAUGAUGUUGAGGAGACACCAUCAAUGGAUGACAGGCUAUCUGAUGGCUAUAAAAGUGAAGAACUUGAGUCAUUGGCUGGGGAUUCAGAUGAGGAAAAUGAUAAGUUUCCAAUGUACAAUGCUGAAGACAAUCGAACUGAGGAAAUUACUGUUGGAUUGGAGUUUGAAAAUCUUGAUAUCUUCAAGAUGGCUAUGAGAAACACCAACAUUGCAGUAGGGAGGGAAGUGAAUUUUAUGAACAAUGAUAAGGCAAGAGUAAGAGCAUACUGUGUUAAGAAGAUGGGAGACCAUGGCUGCCAAUGGAAAAUAUAUUGUGUUUUGAAUAAAAAGACAAAUACCUAUCAAGUGAUGACAUAUGAUCCUGACACACUUGUGGAAAAAGGAUCGAGAACAAGCUGGCAACAAGGGAGUGGGUUGCAUAGAAGUUAAUUCCCAGGUUAAGGACCCAGCCAAACAUGUCUGCACAACAAGUAUUUGAGUUAUUCAAUCACACUUACCAGGUGAAGUUGCAUGAUGCAAUGGUUUUCAAGGCCACCAAGUUGGCCAAGCAAAAGUGUGAAGGUGAAGAAAGGGAGUAGUAUGCAAUGCUGAGAGAUUAUGCCCAUGAGAUUUUAAGAUCCAACCCUGGUUCGACUGUAUUAUUGCAAGUCGAACUAGAGACACAUGAGUUUGAGAGGCUAUACAUUUGCUUAAAAGCAUGUAAGAGGGGUUUCCAAGAAGGCUGUAGACCCAUCAUUGGGUUAGAUGGAUACUUCCUAAAGUGUUAUUAUGGUGACCAACUUCUUUCAGUCAUAAGCCAGGAUGGAAACAAUUCAUUCUUUAUCAUUGCAUAUGCUGUAGUUGAAGUGGAGUGCACAGAAAGCUGGAAAUGGUUUCUUCAAAACCUCAUCUUUGAUGUGGGAGAUCCAAUAGAUAAGAAAUAUACUUUCAUCUCUGACAUGCAAAAGGGUUUGGAUAUUGCAAUCAAAGAAGUAUGUGAUGGUAUACCCCACAGAUUUUGCAACAGGCAUAUCUGGGCAAACAUGACCAAGCAUGCUAAGUGCAAUGGUGGUGAACUACGGAGAGCAUUCUGGAAUUGUGCCAAAACAACAACUCUACAAAGGUUCACGCAGUGCAUGAAUGCUCUUCGAAUGAUCAACCAAACAGCUGUAGAGUAUCUAAGGACAAUUGAUUCAAGCAGAUGGUCAAUGUCAGUUUUUGAUACUGUUUGUAAAUAUGAUGCAUUAACCAGCAAUAUGUGUGAGCAAUUCAACAAAGAACUAUUAAAAGUGAGGGGUAAGCCUAUACUAACCUUAGUUGAAAGGGUGAGAGAGUACAUCACAAGGAAGAAAAUAAGAUGCCAGACUUUAUUGGGCAAAUAUAAUAGAUUUCUCUGCCCCAAAGUUCAGGCAAUAUUAGAGGAACACAACAAGAACUCUAAUGGUUGGGUUCCAUUGUGGGUAGGGGAUCCUCACAUGUCACAGUUUGAGAUAACAUGUUCACCGUUCUCUAAGUGUGCUGUUGAUAUGAAGGCGCAUAGUUGUUCUUGUAGAGUAUGGGACUUGACUGGCAUAUCAUGCAAGCAUACCAUUGCUGCCAUGCUGUACAAUAGCUAGAGGCCAAAGGAGUUUGUCAAUCAUCUCUUAAGGAAAGAGGUCACAGAGAAAGCUUAUGAACCCUGCAUAUAUCCCAUCAGUGGCCAAGAUUAUUGGGAGAUGACUCCUGAUGACCAUGUUCUUCCUCCAAAGAUGAAGAGACAACCAGGAAGACCCAAGAAGUAGAGGAAGAAGAUUCCAGAGGAUAAGGCUAACCUUCACAAGUUAAAGAGACAGUUGAAUGAUCCAAGGUGUGGCAUGUGUGGAGAAAUGGGGCACAUCAAGAGAAAAUAUACUGAACAACCAGUUGCUAAGGGGAAAAAGGACGGGCAUGAUGCUUCUGCUUCAGGUGGUGCUCCAAGUGGUUUUGGGCUAGCUGAAGUAGAGAAUCUGAAUGUUCAAGUGGAAAUGAAUGAGAAUAUGGAAUUUACAGCAGAAGAAAUGAAUAUAUCACUUAAAUUUGCUCCACCCCAACCAUCACAACCAUCUCAGUUUGUUCUAUCUGAUGCACAACCAUCACAUGUACUUUUGUUUUCAUUCGUACAUUUGAAUUUUUAUAAAUGCCACGAAUUAAUUUACUUUCCUUAAUAUUAGAUGCCCACAUUUGUUGAGGCCUCCUUUUUCCAACCAAAUGAUAGCCCCUCCAGUGAGGUUCCAUCACAGCACAUACCAUGGAAGCUACAAGUUCUAGAACCGCCGCUAGAUUUGCAACAUAUUUCCAACCAAGGGGACCUCCACCUAACUGAACUGCAGAUUGCAGAAGCUCAUCAUUUUGGGUUGUUCCAAAUUGCUACUGUACCUUUUACAGAAGCUCAUCAUCUUGGGUUGGAUACAUGUUACAUCACCGAAGAUAUUGUCUCUGUCUAUACUUUUUGUGUAGACAUUUUUGGCAAACUAGUCAUUUUUGUGUAAUAGAUGGGUUG